Messenger RNA from Aspergillus affinis, 1203 nucleotides. RefSeq lists its product as uncharacterized. The transcript has 2 exons. NCBI's taxonomy places the organism in Eukaryota, Fungi, Ascomycota, Eurotiomycetes, Eurotiales, Aspergillaceae. The record is from RefSeq and is a predicted model, not a curated record. Bases 1 to 1203 code for a protein of 400 amino acids.
AUGCCACCUCUUAACGAACGAUACGAUCUCGCCGGCAUCCUCCCACUAUUUACCUACCUCCAUGACAUAGACGAUGCCAUCCACCUGGCCCGGACCUGCAGGGCGGUUUACACCGUGUUUGACGAAUACUACACUCGAGCUUGGAUCUUUCGCUGUAUUAUCAGAAACGCCUCCCACCACGAACAAGACGCCCGUCUCUCCGGCAUCCAAAUCCUCCGCGACACCUUCCACUGGGGCCGCAUCCCCGCCGACGCCUACCUCCUCCGCAAAGACUUCCUCAACGGCUUCGACUUCGAACUCGAUGCCGAGAACAUUUUCGCGAUCGUCUGUCGCUGGCACGCCCUCCGCACGUUGUUUACGUUGUACUGCGACAAAGCCAUCCACCGGAUGUACACCACAGGAUGGAAAACUUUCUGGGAUCAGGACUCGCUCGUCAAGGAGGGUUGUCUCGGCGAUACAGAUCCGUUACCGAGGUCGCCAUCGACGACGGCAGGAUCUCAGCGCAAGAUUAUUCGCAUCUCACACGAUCAGCGCCGUCGUGGGUACCGUCGUUUCUACAAAGCCUUGAUAUCGCACUGGUGCGCCCUCGAGCAUUUCUACCUCUCCCGUGUCUUCGUCUACCCGGACGACCUGGAGCGAAACGCAUUUAAUAAUCUCGCGUCCAUGAAAUGGCGAUAUAACCCGCACCGCCGGCUGUCUGAUAAAUUGGACAUUCUCGAAGUCACGGACUUUAUCUGGGAGUUUCUGCCUAGGAAGGUCUUCGAUAGCGAGUCCCCGGAUGCGUGGAACCCCGACGAUCCCACGUAUCUGGUCGAGCGCAUGUAUCUGCUUCGUCCGCCGCAGAUCAUCCAGUUCGUGGAUCUGGCGCUUCGCGUGACGCCAAGGCCGUUGCCGAAUCGGAUCGCCUUGUUCGAUGACUUGAUUACGGAGUAUCAUCGCUUUGAUGGGCUGAGUGAAGGGCUUGAGGCGGAGAGAUACUGUUUGAUGGAUUUGGAAGACGAGGUCGCGCAUUAUAUUUACCGGUCUGGUGUGAGGGGGAAGGAGUUGGCGUUUGUGGAGGAGAAUAGUAGGGAGGCCGUCACCGCUUGGUAUCGGUAUCGCGGGCAGGCGUGGUGGUUGGAUUCGAGAGGAUGGAUUCUGUUUCGGGCGGAGGGGCCGAGAAUGUUGAUGACGAGGAUGUUGGAGUCUAUCGAUGUCAAUUAG